Molecule: messenger RNA, 3067 nt
Organism: Nicrophorus vespilloides
Lineage: Eukaryota; Metazoa; Arthropoda; Insecta; Coleoptera; Silphidae
Gene: gus
Product: protein gustavus
Exons: 4
Coding region: 320-1333 (337 amino acids)
Biological process (GO): proteasome-mediated ubiquitin-dependent protein catabolic process
Cellular component (GO): SCF ubiquitin ligase complex
Molecular function (GO): protein binding
Source: RefSeq, a predicted model, not a curated record
CAGUCUUUGUUAGUGCACGUGGUAGCUGUGGUACACGGAGUGAGUGCAGUCGUAUUCCGGACACUUUUCAAACUUUAUUUAUUUAUAAUUUAUAUUAGUUAGUAAUAGUAGUCCCCGUCAUUUGGGCAUCACAGUGAGAUAGUGCAUCUAAGAAAUUUUGCUGCUGCGAAGGGAUGCGAACUAAAAGUUGUUCUUUUCUUCAGCAUUAUCAUCAGAGGCUUGUGACGUGAGCGAAGUGCUUUUGGAAGUUGCAUGUGUUCAGUGAACUUAUUAUCCUGUAAUAAUUCACUCUCCAAAUUGCAAGGCAGGAUAAGGAAUUAUGGAAAUAGCCAGGCGAAAGUACAAGAGUGGAGUGCGUUCUAGCACAGUGAGAAGUAACAGUUGCGGGGGAGGAAGCGGGGGAACAAGGGCAGCCUGCGAAGUGCGUCGCGCGUACAAAGCGGCCGUGGUGCCGUGCAAGACGGGCCGCAGGAGGGCCCGUGGCAUGAGCAUGGGCCAGAAGGUCUCAAGCGGAGUUAAGGUCGUGAACCGGGACGCGGCCGCCCCUUACAAACCCGUCAUUCCCAGGGAGCUGGCACAGGACUUUGCGCGGCCCCCGCGGCUCGACAUGCUGCUGGACAUGCCGCCCGCGCUUAGGGAAACUCAACUCAAAUACAGUUGGAAUGCCGACGAUAGAUCGCUGAAUAUAUUCGUCAAGGAAGAGGACAAACUGACGUUCCACAGGCAUCCAGUUGCCCAGAGCACGGACUGCAUCCGGGGGAAGGUCGGAUUUACGAAGGGUCUCCACGCUUGGGAGGUCUGCUGGUCGACGCGCCAAAGGGGUACUCAUGCCGUAGUAGGAGUCGCCACCGCGGAAGCCCCGUUGCACUCUGUAGGCUAUCAAAGUCUCGUUGGGAGUACGGAUAUGUCUUGGGGCUGGGAUUUAGGUAAUAGUCGCAAUAAACUCUAUCACGACUCGAAGAACAAUGUUGGCGUCACGUAUCCCGCUCUACUGAAGCCUGACGAAACGUUCAUAGUUCCUGACCGCUUCCUGGUGGUGCUGGACAUGGACGAAGGCACGCUGAGCUUCGUCGUCGACGGUCAGUAUUUGGGAGUCGCGUUCAGAGGCCUGAAAGGACGCAAGCUCUAUCCCAUUGUUUCCGCCGUGUGGGGACACUGUGAAAUAACAAUGAAAUAUAUUGGAGGCCUUGAUCCUGAACCCCUGCCAUUGAUGGACUUGUGUAGGAGGGUGAUACGACAACGGUUGGGAAAGAACCACCUGGAAGGUAAGGUGACGUUGCUAGCGUUGCCUGCGGCCCUUCAAACCUACCUGCUGUACCAGGACCGCAGAUAAUACGUGCUGCAGCUGCACGUCGAGGAGGAGCAGUCUCGCAGCACUCACUGACAUAGCUUUAGAUGACACGCGAUCCUCAUCACGGAACUCAAACUACUAUAUGUAUAAUAAAACCAGGAUAAACAAAAAUGAGAAUAAUGAAAGAAAAAAAAAAUAACUAAUGCAAAUUGUAUAACGGACUAUUUAAAGUAUAUACAUAUAUAGAAAAGAGAAACUGCAAAGAAAAAAAAAAGAAGUAAUGUAAUGAAGAAGAAAGAAUGAAGAAGAUGAUGAUGAAGCUGAAAGAAAGACACAUGUAAUAAUAUGAUCAAAGCUGAUUUGACGACUAUUUGUUGUACAGAUUUAAUUCUUAAUUGUAACAUUUAAAACAAUAUUAUAUAAUGCGACUGCGGCACCGCCGGACGGACAGACCCACAAAACACACACAACAAAUUAAGCUUAUUACGUUAUCGAUUGAUUUUGAAGCAAUAAGAGAGCAACGGAGAAACUACUGUUGAUGGAUAUACAUACCUACGUAAACGUUUAAGAUCUCAUAAUUAAUAUAGAACGCAAAAAAAAAAGUUUAACACUAUAAUGAUGAUGAAGAAGAUGAUAAAAAAAAACGAGAGUAAAUAAGAGGUUUUUGUUUUGUUUUGCGCGCCAGUUUUUGCCAAAGAAGAAGGAUUCUCAGCCUUCCUCCACUCCUACUACCCACUUUUGACAUAUGUUCAUUUGCAAUGACGCCCAUUCAAGUAACAAUUCGAUAAAAUUCAAUGUAGAAAGGAAGGAAACUGUGCGCAGAGCAAAAAAAUAAUUGUCAGGACAGAAUAUAUUGACGGGAUUUAGAAGGGAAACAAGCAAAAAAAAAAAGCAAACGAAUGAUUGAAAAAGAAACGUGUACAUACCAAUGUUUAUUUUUUAGGACUAUUGUAUAUAAUAUGUAUUUCUUUUGUUUUUGUAUUCCUUAUGAUUCUCCUUUUAAAAGACGAGAAAACAUUUAUUUAAAAAAACCUUGAUAGUCUGUCCGUCUAUAGAGGACUCUUUCGGUAUCUUAUGCGGAUAAAUUAAUUGUGACUGUUUGUUUUUCUUUUAGGACGAGGAAAUGAGAUGAGGCGUGUUUAUUUUCUAUUGUAAUCUAUGUUGUUUUUUUUUUGUUUAUUAUUAUUAUUAUUUUUUUGAUUCUGACAAAGAAAGAACAUGUAAUAACUACUUCGUAGCUUAAGUGCUGAAGCGCGACACCAAAAGCGUUUUGAUUAUUUUAAAAUGUUUUUCUUUUUAUUUUUUGUUAGACUUAUUUUUGUAAAUAUUUCUUAUUAUUAUUAUUAUUAUUUUGUUAGUUAAGUGCCAGUUUAGUAAUCUAUAAGUAUUUUUUUCCUUUUCUUCACAAUCUCUCUCUGUUCAAGUGACUGUGUUGGACGAUAUUCGGAGCGCGAGUGUGAGAGUGUUUGAUAUCAUGAUUUGCCCCCCAUGGAACACGACAAGAAAAUAAGAAAACUGUCCCCCCAAACUCCCAUUACUUUAGUUCUUAAGAUUAGUUGUAUUAUCGUGUUUUUUCUCGCGAAGAGAGAGAGAACGCGCCAACGCGAUUUAUUUUCUACUACUAUGAAACUCCCCCAAACUCCCCCCAAUUUAUUUGUUCCCCCCAAAAAAAAAAUCUAGUUGUAUUUGGCGUUUAAUGUGUUCUUUAUUUAAAUACCAAGAUUUCGCAGCCAAAUUUUGAACGCAAACAAAAAAUAAUAAAUACGAAAUAGUGAA